This is a messenger RNA of Nematolebias whitei (Rio pearlfish), 663 nucleotides long. RefSeq names its product fatty acid binding protein 4a (gene fabp4a). Bases 65 to 469 code for a protein of 134 amino acids. Lineage: Eukaryota; Metazoa; Chordata; Actinopteri; Cyprinodontiformes; Rivulidae. Gene Ontology annotation, cellular component: nucleus; cytosol. Gene Ontology annotation, molecular function: fatty acid binding. The record is from RefSeq and is a predicted model, not a curated record. The transcript is spliced from 4 exons. Gene Ontology annotation, biological process: fatty acid transport.
GCUCAGGCUCAGAGACUGUCAGCGGGUUGUUCUGGUGGAUAUCGUCGAAACAAAACCUUCCAAGAUGGUUGAGAAGUUUGUUGGAACAUGGAAGAUGAUUUCCAGCGAGAACUUUGACGAGUACAUGAAAGCUCUUGGUGUGGGAUUUGCGACCCGCCAGGUGGGGAACCGAACCAAACCCAACUUCGUCCUGAGCCUGGACGACCAGGGAACCAUUUGCAUGAAGUCUCAAAGCACCUUCAAGACCACCGAGGUCAAGUUCAAGCUAAACGAGCCUUUUGAUGAGACCACUGCAGAUGACAGGAAGACCAGGAGUGUGGUGACACUGGAAAAUGGCAAGCUGGUGCAGAAACAGAGCUGGGAGGGAAAAGAAACUUGUAUUGAGAGGGACAUAUCUGAUGGCAAAUUGAUAGCGAGAUGCAUUAUGGGAGAUGUGGUUGCAGUGAGGAUGUACGUGAAGGAAGAGUGACCCUUCAUUACUGAAGCACUGCUGGAUGACGGGCUCAGUUCAAUGAGCGUAAACCCAAAGUGAAGGAGCGGCUUGUUCCACUCUGUACUCUUUAACCUCUGUUGCCAAAGUCAGAUUUUUUGUACCUCUUGUCUUCUGCAGAUCUGCUUGAAUUGUUGUGAAUUUGAAUUAAAAGUGCAUGCAGACGAGCUGAA